Messenger RNA from Haemorhous mexicanus (house finch), 3697 nucleotides. RefSeq names its product potassium voltage-gated channel subfamily KQT member 1-like. Gene Ontology annotation, molecular function: voltage-gated potassium channel activity. The coding region runs from base 251 to 1489 and encodes 412 amino acids. Gene Ontology annotation, cellular component: voltage-gated potassium channel complex; membrane. The record is from RefSeq and is a predicted model, not a curated record. Gene Ontology annotation, biological process: transmembrane transport; potassium ion transport. NCBI's taxonomy places the organism in Eukaryota, Metazoa, Chordata, Aves, Passeriformes, Fringillidae. The transcript has 14 exons.
CUUUUCACUCUGUUAGGAGAUAGUUCUGGUGGUGUUUUUUGGUGCUGAGUACCUGGUCCGGCUCUGGUCUGCAGGCUGCAGGAGUAAAUAUGUUGGCUUCCAGGGAAGGAUCCGGUUUGCCAGGAAGCCAAUAUCCAUCAUUGAUCUGAUUGUGGUAGUAGCCUCAAUUAUUGUUCUGAGCAUAGGAUCUAAUGGGCAGGUGUUUGCCACCUCUGCAAUAAGGGGGAUUCGCUUUCUCCAGAUCCUUCGGAUGCUCCACGUUGACCGCCAGGGAGGUACCUGGAGACUCCUGGGGUCAGUGGUUUUCAUCCAUCGACAGGAACUCGUAACCACGCUGUACAUUGGAUUCUUGGGAUUAAUUUUUUCAUCCUACUUUGUUUAUCUUGCUGAGAAGGAUGCAGUUGAUGAGGAUGGAAAGACAGGUUUCUCCAGCUAUGCUGAUGCCCUUUGGUGGGGUGUGGUAACAGUCACAACAAUUGGCUAUGGAGACAAAGUUCCCCAGACGUGGAUUGGGAAGACAAUAGCUUCCUGCUUCUCAGUGUUUGCCAUCUCCUUCUUUGCCCUGCCAGCUGGUAUUCUGGGGUCUGGUUUUGCCCUGAAAGUACAGCAGAAGCAACGUCAGAAGCAUUUCAACAGACAAAUCCCAGCUGCAGCUUCCCUAAUUCAGACCCUGUGGCGCUGCUAUGCAGCAGAGAAAUCCUGCACCUCCACAGCCACCUGGAAGAUCUAUGUGACAGCUCCCGUGCAAAAUCCCAAAAAGUCUCCAGCGCCAUCUAGUCCCGGUCUGAGAAAACAGGCCAGAAGAUACAGAAGAAAAGGGAAGCUGGGCUGUGGGAAUGGCUCUGCACCUGUCAUAAACCCAGGAGAAAAUUCCUUGUCUGUUCCCCAGAUCACUUAUGAUCACAUUGAUGAGCAAGAGGACAAAAAAGAUGUGUCCUUCUACAUUGGUGAACCCAAAGUGAGAAGACGCUUGGAAGGGCCCACCCCAGACAUGUCACGGGCCAGCAGCUUCACUGACGACAUUGACCUGGUACCCGAGGAGUCCCCGCUGCCAGCAGCGUCCGACGUGGCACAACUGACUGAAGCACACAGAACAGCUGUGAAAGUCAUCAGGAGGAUGCAGUAUUUUGUGGCCAGAAGGAAAUUUCAGCAAGCUCGGAAGCCGUACGACGUCCGUGACGUGAUUGAGCAGUACUCCCAAGGACACCUCAACAUGAUGGUUCGCAUAAAGGAACUUCAAAGGAGGUUGGAUCAAUCCUUGGGAAAGCCAGGUCUUUUUCUCCCAGAAAAAGGGGUAGACAAAGGAUACUACAGUAUAGGAGCCAGACUGAUCCGGCUGGAGGAUAAGGUCAUGCAGAUGGACCAGAAGCUGGAUGACAUCCUGAGCACACUCCAGGCUCAGCUGGGGGAUCAGCCCCAGGCACAGAUGCCAGGGCAGCCACCCCACCUGUCAGACAUCCCCAGACACCCACAGGGUCCCCCCCAGUGACCCUGCAAAUGUGAAAGCCAGUGGACAGCCACACGUGACCCUCCUGCUCUUCCACGUCCGGGUAUCUCUCAGUCUCGGUGUCCUCAUCUGUGUCAUGGCUGAAAUGAAAUAUUGUGCAGUAGUAGAUUAAUGAGGAAAAAAAAAACAGGGAAAAAAAAAAAAAAAAGAGAAGAAACGGCAAGAAGCCAGUCACAACCUUAGGAGAGCACAUAAGUUCUGCACCUGUUUUAUUUUAUUUUAGCUGAAGUCUGCCAGCCAGCAGCAGCCCAGCUCCCAUCCCCCAGCCCCAGUCGGGCUGAGCACACAGGCACAGGGCACGCUGUCAAGGGAAGCAUCCCAGCCAGGGUUAGGAUGACCCAUUUGUGGGCACGGAAGGGGAAAAGAACUGUUCUUUUGGCAUUUAAUCACUAAGUUUAAUGCUCACAGCAUGCCCGAAAGGGGGAAAGGAGCCAGCAUUUGAACAUGAAACAAAUGGAAAUCAGUGAACAGGAAAAUUAAACAGCAUGUUUUGACUUCUACCAAGCAGUGAGGAUCAUAAGAAGGGCAGAUUUAUAUGCUAGUGCGAAUGACAAAGUAAAGACAACAGGCUACUGAUUAAAAAUAUGGAAGUGUACACAGGCUGGUUGACAUAUGAAAGGCUGAAGCAGAGACUUCAGCUAAUUAAAGCAAAGGGCUGCCAGUGAGAUGAGAUGCAUGUUGGAACAGACAGGCAGGAGAGAUAGGAUCUGCGUAGGCUUACUUCACCAGAACACUGUAAUAGUUAUCAGCUACGCUGAUGACUGUUAUGCAAAAUGUUCUCAAGCUCUUACCUUCAUUCAGCAGAGGUUGUUGACUCCAGUUGCCUUAAUUUUAACAUAAGGAACCUGUAUGGUAAUUGGCUAUGAGCUAUCUGUGAAGCUGGGUUAAAGCCACGGAGUAGCAGGGUGCUGCAGGAGGGCUGCAGCUGUGAUUGAGAGCAGCAGCGUUCCUUAAAGAAAACAGAAAUGCACGCACUGUUGAUGGAAGUUAAUGGCUGUUUAAAUAAACUGCUGUAUAUAAUUUUAAAUGCUAGAUUUAUUUUUUGCCUUGUAAUCUGGCUGUAAAUCGAGUGCACAUGCUGGCUGACGUGCUCUUGUUGAGGAACACCUCAGGUGCAGGUAGCUGGGCUGGCAAGCUGCGGAUGGAAAUGCAGGCUGAGAUGCAGAUGUAAAUGCAGGCUGAAGUACAGGCUGAGCUCUGGGUGGGAGCCCAGGACAAGAGGAUGAACCUCUGACCUUUGGGGUGACAAAGAGCACAAAGGCAGGUGACAGCCAGCCAGGUGAAUGGACACUGAGACACAGCAGCAGCUGGGAAUUGCCGAGCUUUUGGACAACAAGGGAGAUGGGAACAAGUGAUGGCAGCGAGGUGGAUGGACACGGAGAUGGGGACUGGCCACGGGGAGACUGUGAUGGGAUAAAAUCCCAGGGACUCCUUUGCUGGGAUCUCUCCUUGGAGGCAGCAGCUUGGGCUGUUUCUGUGUCACUGCCCCAGGAACAAGUGGCUUCAUGGAAUGAGACAUCUGGGACUCUGCCACCUCUGCCAUGGCAAAGCUGGUGCGAAGUGUGUGGAGUGUGUGGGGAGCCAGGCCAAGGAAGGGCCUUCAGUCCCAGAAAGUCUCUGACCUUGGGAGUGGCACUGCCAGAGAGUCCCAGAGGGAAUGGUCUGACUGGGGAGUUUCCUUAACAUUGCCACCAUGAAAUGGAUCUUACCUGGCACUUCAGAAAAUGGACAAUGCAGCACUGCUGCUACAGACCUAAAUAAUAAACCAAGCUAAAAUGGGUGCAGUGUUACUUACUCAAGUUCUUUUUAAUAUAUUUGCAUAACCAACAAUUUGAAUGAGCAGAAGACUGCAGAGCAAAAAGACCUGAUUCCUGGGAAAUCCUAAAUAUAUUCUAUUCCCACUCAUAUCCGUGAAAGCCAAGCCUACAUUGCAUUUAAAAGCAACCUGAAAGACUGGUCCCUUAAUAAGCAUUUAUUUGGACAAAUGAGUGGUCCAUUUCAAUGUAAUCAAAUUAGUUUCUAACUAUUACCUGUCCCUUUAAAACUCUUUCCCAGGUUUGUGUGUCUGGGAAUUCAAGCUUGGAAAGAGCACAAUGAGACUGAUUCCAAUCUUUAGAUUGCAGGCGCGUCUUAGACAGAAUAUUAAUGAUGUGUGAGAGGCAAUAAAAAAGAAAAAAAAAAAAGAAACAA